CUGUUGGACACUGUCAUGUAUAGUUAGUUUGAAGGUAGUUGAAUAAUAUGAUUAAAACAGUUGUUGUCUGACAUUGGGAUGGUUUCAUUAAAACAUUACAUGGUGGCAGCGGUAUAUCAUAAAUACGUGUAUAAAUUUGAUAAAAGUGUUAUAAAUAACGUAUUUAAAUAAAGAUUAAACUUAACAAAUAUAAAUUUGCAUAAAAAACUAGUCGUGAGUGGAUAUUUUGUUAUACGGCAUAAUGGAGCACGCGCGACCACCGCCCGAAUUAAAUAUGGAGGGAGGCCCUGUGAGUCGUGCCGAUGCAUGGAGGCGUUGGCGACAACAAUUCCUGCUGUUUAUCAAGGCUUCGGGUGUGGAUUCCGAGAAUUCAGCAGUACAAGCCAGUUUACUAAUAAAUUUGAUCGGUCCGGAGGGGUUUGACGUGUAUCAAACUUUCACUUUUACUAAAGAUACAGAUAAAGAUGACGUAAAUGAAGUACUAAAAAAAUUCGAUAGUUAUUUUGGAACUAAAGAAAAUAUUACAUUACUUAGAUAUAAAUUCUUCACGAGAAAUCAGGAAGAAGGUGAAAGCAUUCAACAGUACGUGACGGCGUUACGUCUUAUUAGCAAGAAGUGUGCAUUCUUAUCGCUAGAAGAGGAUUUGAUUAAAGAUCGUAUAGUAUGUGGGGUACGCAGUGCGACUGUCAGGGAUAGGCUAUUACGACACGAAGAUUUGACCUUGGAAAAAGCUAUGAAUUUGUGCAUCGCCGAGGAAACAUCACAGGAGAGCGGUCGGCAGCUGAAUUGUUUCACUGUCAGUGGUAGUGAGUGUGUACAAGUGAAUAGUGUUGAGCAGUGCCGGGGAAGCGGCGGGCGCCGCGGGCGGCGCGCCGGCGGGCCGAGCGGCCGCGCGCCGGCGCCACGCCGCGCCGACGGUCGGUUCACGCCUGUGCACGCCGCGCCCUGCUCUGGCUGCGGUGCCAGGGUGCGCUGCCAGCAGAAGCAGUGUCCGGCUCAGAAUGCCACUUGUUUUGUAUGCGGUAAACGAGGACACUUCGCUCGAGUAUGUAAGUCUGGUUACAAUACUAAUUUCAACAGUGGCAGAGUUAGGCACGUAUACGAAAUCGGCGAAGAAGAAGCGAAUACCGAGUCAGACGAGGAAGAAUCGUUUCACAUAUCAGUAAUUACUGAUAACAAAAGUGAAUCAGGAAAGUGGUUUGAAAUUUUGACUUGUACGAACGGGGAAGAAAAUUUUAAAUUGGACACAGGGGCGGACAUAAAUGUAAUAUCAUACAGGAGAUUCAUAGAACUAGGUUAUAAUGAAUGUGAUAUUAAAAAUACUAAUAUAAAGCUAGAAGCAUACAGUGGGGAUAAAAUACCUAUUAAAGGUACAUGCAGCAUGAAGUGGGUGUAUAAAAAUACUAUAUAUAAUUUGAGAUUUGCGAUAGCAGACAAUGAUUGUCAAAGCGUGCUGGGCCGAAAAUCAUGUGAAUUAAUGAAAUUAGUAAAAAGAAUUUAUGGAAUAAAUUUAACAGAUUAUAGUGACUUAUUUCAAGGAGUAGGAUGUCUGCCCGGAAAGUAUCACAUUGUAGUCGAUAAUUCCAUACGCCCUGUCGUAUGUGCUUCCAGAAAAAUACCGUUAGGGAUACGGGAUAGAUUAUUACUAGAGUUACAAAAAAUGGAAAAAUUAGGUAUCAUUAGGAAAGUAUAUCAUCCUACCCCGUGGGUUCAUCCAUUAGUUAUAGUUGCUAAAAAAAAUAAUGGCAUUCGCAUAUGCCUAGACCCGCGCGAUCUAAACCGCGCGGUACAGCGCGCACACUUCCAGCUGCCCACAGUAACGGAGUUAGCGACACGUUUACAUGGCGCCUGUUAUUUUUCGGUACUUGAUGCCAACUCAGGCUUUUGGGCUGUGCAACUCGAUGAGGAAAGUGUAGAUCUUUGUACUUUCGCAACUCCCUUUGGCCGUUAUCAGUUCCUUCGGUUACCGUUUGGAAUUAAUUGUUCCUCAGAGGUAUUCCAUGCGAAAAUGCGUCAACUCUUAGAAGACUUGGAAGGGGUGGAUAGCUUCGUCGAUGAUAUUAUUGUUUGGGGAAAGACGAAACGAGAACAUGACGAUAGGCUGGUUGCACUAUUAAAUCGAGCACGAAAUAUAAAUUUAAAAUUUAACAAAGAUAAAUGCAAAGUGGGUGUAGAAGAAGUUGUAUAUUUAGGGCACGUAUUUGAUAAGAACGGUAUGCGACCAGACUAUAACAAAAUAAAAGCCAUAAAGGAGAUGCCAGAACCGAAUGAUAAGAAAAGUUUACAGCGAUUUUUGGGAGCGGUAAAUUAUUUGUCAAAAUUUAUACCGAAUCAUUCUGAGAGCGCGUUACCGUUAACCAAUUUAUUAAAAAAGGAAAAUGAAUGGCGUUGGGAAGAUACGGAACAAAAAUCAUUUUUUGCAUUAAAAGAAAGCGUGUGUCGCGCGCCGGUGUUGGCAUUGUACGACGUAUCGCGGCCGCUAGUGCUGUCAGUGGACGCAUCGCGCGACGCGCUCGGAGCCGUGCUGCUGCAGGCCGGCCGACCCGUCGAAUACGCUUCGCGCACACUCACCGACACCCAACGGCGUUACGCGCAAAUCGAAAAAGAGAUGCUGGCCAUAGUUUUUGCAUGCGAACGAUUCCACCAAUAUAUUUAUGGUAAGGUUAAAAUAUUGGUGGAAACGGAUCAUAAACCCUUAGAAAGUAUUUUUAAAAAACCACUGAUGUCGGUCCCAGCUCGCUUACAACGCAUGUUGUUAAGAAUACAAACUUAUGAUCUAUUAGUUAAUUAUAAGCCAGGAAAGUAUAUGUAUGUUCCUGAUGCACUGUCUCGAGCGCCGCUUCCUGAGCUAUAUAGUGUGGAAGUGGAACAGAAUGUACUGUACCAAGUUCAAAUGGUGGUGGGCAAUAUACCGAUAUCUAAUUCAAAAUUGGCAUUAAUUAAAAAGGAAACUAAACAGGACAAGAUUCUAUGUGCACUGAUCGAGUAUAUAAAAACGGGAUGGCCAGACCAUAAAUAUAACUUACCAAUAGAAUUACAAGUGUUUUGGGCAAUAAAGGACGAGUUAUAUGUCGUCGAUUCUGUAGUAUUUAAAGAUAGUAUAAUACUGAUACCUUCGAGUUUGCGAGCUGAAAUGCUGCGGCUCGUGCACGAGGGCCACCUCGGUAUAGAUCGGUGCAAGCGGCGAGCGAGACAGGUUAUGUAUUGGCCGAAUAUGUCACGCGACAUUGAGUCUCAUGGAAAGCGUUGUACCACUUGUCAGGAGAGUUUAAAUGCACAAGCAAAGGAACCUAUGAUUCCAGUAGAGAUACCCCCUUUGCCGUGGACGAAAGUAGGUACUGAUAUUUUUGAGUACAGAAGAAAAUAUUAUUUGAUUGUCGUAGAUUAUUAUUCUAAUUAUGUUGAAGUAUGUAAUUUACAAAAUAUUACCUCAUAUACAGUCAUACAAAAUAUAAAGGAAGUAUUUUCUCGUCAUGGUAUACCUGAAAUAUUAAUAAGUGACAACGGCACUCAAUUUAGUAGUCGCGAGUUCAAAUUAUUUGCUAGUGACUGGAGUUUUCAUCACGUGACUUCUUCACCCAACUAUCCUCAGUCAAAUGGAAAGAGUGAGCGUGCUGUACAAACAGUUAAGUCACUGUUGAGUAAAGCAAUUAAGACAGGAGGAGAUUUUCAAUUAGCGUUAUUGAAUUACAGAAAUACUCCUAGAGAAGGUUUAAGCUCUCCUGCACAGAUGUUAAUGAGUCGCAGAUUAAGAUGUAAACUUCCGGCCAGCGUACAAAUAUUAAAACCAAAACUUGUAAAUGAAACAGAAUAUCAUACCUUGGUCUAUAAGCAAAAGUCCAAUAAGGGAUACUAUGAUCGGCAUUGUAAAACGCUAUGCAAGUUAGAAAAAGGUGACCAAGUAAUAUGUAAUGAUGGUAAAAAUCGUACUAGGGCCACUGUAGUAAGCACGGCUGAUACGCCUCGUUCUUAUAUUAUAGAAAAUAAAAUAGGAACCAAAUAUCGACGUAAUCGUCGUCAUUUAAUCAAAUGUGAACCACCGGAAGUAAAGUUUGAAAUAAACAAAGCUGAACCAGCCGUGGUUACUAAGGUUUUAAACCAAAAAACAUCGGAAACAAGGUCGGACGUAUGUAUCGGUGGCACGAUGGAUGCACCGUACCGCACUGCUGAGACACCGCCGGGUUCGAACCCGCAACCAAAUAGCAGUAGUGGUAGUAUGUUUCUUAAACCACCGCUUACGCGCAAACGUGCCAAAACACUCAAAUAAAUUAGAUAGAAUGCAUUCUCAGUGAACACACUCAUAUCUGUUUUUGUAUAAAACAUACUACAUCUACUAUAUUUCAUUAUAUUGAUUUCUUUAGCAAUAAGGUGUUAUAAAGUAGUAUAUAAG
Molecule: messenger RNA, 4390 nt
Organism: Galleria mellonella (greater wax moth)
Lineage: Eukaryota; Metazoa; Arthropoda; Insecta; Lepidoptera; Pyralidae
Exons: 1
Coding region: 242-4267 (1341 amino acids)
Biological process (GO): DNA integration
Molecular function (GO): nucleic acid binding; zinc ion binding
Source: RefSeq, a predicted model, not a curated record